CGCCAUAUAUCUCAGACAGAACAGCGUCUUUUUACUUUGAUUUAUUUUGAAAUUAUUGUAAUUAUAAUGCGAACUUUCAUUCAAGUAACGAUGAUUGAUUGACAAAUGUCCAAAUGUAAAACCAGAUCAAAUGAAAUAAAUAAAUAAAAUUAUUAAUUUCUUUUCAUCAGACAACUUCGAGUCGAAUUGUAACUAAUACUGAGGCAAUUUUUAAAACUUUUGUCAAUUAAAAUAGGGUCAUGACUUUCGUUUGUAUAUAUUAAUAAUAAUACAUUGUUUAACUUAACUUUUUUUUGGUGAAUGUCACAUGAUCAUCGAAGUUCGAAAGCAAUAGGCGUCGUCACUAUAGCAACAGUAUGUGUCACAAGGUUUUCGGAACUGGCUAGUUAUAAUACAAAAUCUUUUAUUCCAGCUUACUUUCAUCAAGAAAUACAUUGCAGUAUUAUUAACAACUCAAAUAUCAAAGAAAAAAAAUGGACUCAUCUGUGGCAGAAGCAAGUAACCACUUGGGAAUAAAUUUAUACAAAUUGUUGGCCGAGGAAAACACCAAUGUUUUCUUUUCACCAUUCAGCAUCUCUACAGCUUUAGCCAUGCUGUUUUGUGGUGCGCAAAAUGAAACAGCUAAGGAAAUGAGAAAAGUGUUAGGAUAUGAAAUUGCUAACAUCAAAGAUGAAGAACUCAAACAUUGUUUUCAGAAGCUUCUUGAUACAUUUGACAUUAACCAGGAAUCUUACACUUUAAAUUAUGCUAACACUGUUCUCAGUCACAAAGAUUUCUCUGUAAAAGAAGAAUACAAAUCACUAUUGAAAGAUUUUUUUAAAGCUUUUUUCCAGGAGGUUGAUUUUGUAAAUGAAAGCGAAAAAGCAGUUAAGUUAGUAAAUGAGUGGGUUAAUGAUAAAACUAAUAAUAUGAUUCCUAAGCUUUUGGAUUCCCUGGAUCCUUCUACUGUGAUGAUAAUUCUUAAUGCUGUAUAUUUUAAAGGACUUUGGUCCCAUCCGUUUGAUGAAAAGAGUACCUUUAAGCAGUAUUUCUAUAAUAAAGGUGAUGAGGAUGAUUACAAACAAGUAGAUAUGAUGCACUUGAAAGAGGAGCUUGGUUUUGUGGAGAAGGAAUCGUUUAAGGCACUCCAGCUUCCUUAUAAAGGAGAUGAUAUAUCUAUGCUUAUUCUGCUGCCUAACUCCAAAGAUGGCUUGAGAGAAUUGGAGAAUUCUCUGAGUUCCACUUUCAUUCAGGAUCUAAAGGAAAAUAUGAGGGACACAAAAGUAGAAGUAGCACUUCCAAAAUUUAAACUCGAGUACUCAAAAUCACUGAAAGAGAAAUUUCAAAGUCUGGGUUUGAAUCUAGUAUUUAAUAGAGGUGCUCAUCUUAAUGACAUCAAUGAUUCAGGGGAUCUUCUGGUUUCUGAAAUCAUCCACAAAGCUGUUCUUGUAGUGAAUGAAGAAGGCAGUGAAGCUGCAGCUGUCACAGCUGUAAUGGUGAUGAUGUGUGCACUGACAUUUGACCCAGAAUUUAUUGUAGAUCAUCCCUUCAUGUUUGUGAUAUACAAUAAUAAGAAUGAUCUCAUCCUAUUUAUGGGCAGAGUAGAUGAAUUAGGAAAUAUAGAUGGCGACUAAAUUUCCUUGCACUUGUUGUUUAAGAUUUCUUUAAAGAUGCAAUUGUAAGAUAAUAUAAGCUUUAUUGUAAUUGAUGGCAAGAUAUGCUUUUGAGAGUUAGAAAAGAAUAUUUUUAUUAUAUUUUUAUAUUAUGGAUUUUUUAGUAUACUAUUUUAUUCAUUCACCUCUUCAACAAUUUUUCUUGAUAACAUUUCUUUAUUGUAGGAAAAUAAACACUUGCAACACUAAUUGAUUAAAACUGCCAAUUUAUAGUAUUCAAAAUAUUACUUAUUAUUAGAUUGAAUGCUGUAUGUUUUAUAUUUUCUAAUAUUCAAUGUAUGCUAAUAUAAGCUGGAAGGGAUUCAAAUAAAAUUUAUUUCUUGUUUAUUUAUUAAUUGUCGUUUUUAAUGUAAUUUUUAUAUCUGUCCAAUUAUUAAAAUGGAUUUUAUAAAUCUUUUCAUUUUGUAUCACAUAUUAUUUAUGAAUUUCUUAAUUAAAUAGGUAGCAAUAUGUGAUAAUGAGCUAUUGUCAACUUCAGCUGGAUUCAGUAGUGAAAUAUGUAAUAUGUUGGCAAAAGUAAAUGAUCAUCGAUUCUUUGGCUACUCUGUUAAAUUGUUUCAUUUUUUUAAUAUUUUUAUAUGCAGUAAUCUGUGAUCACACAGCUUAUUAAAUUGUUAUAUCAUGAAAAUAGUAUUUGAAUUUGUGGCAUUUUUUAAAUUUGUUGUUUUUUGUUUGUUAUAGUAAUCAUAUAGUUUUUUAUUUAUUGUUUAAUUGUAUUUAAAAUAUAUAUGUGUGAGCUAUGUAAAUAAUUUCUCUUAUAACAGUUUAUAAAUGCUAAAUGAAAUGGUUGAAUUCUGUUUGUAAACAGAUAUCUCUUUCAAAGGCUGCAUGACUGUUUCUAUUAGUUCCUGAUAUAAAACGACUGAGAUUACAAUAUUUUCAGAUUGUAUUUUAUUGUUUAGAAAUUUAUAUGUCUGUAGCUAAAGAAUGUUAUUCAAGGUUAGAAUUUAUGCAAGAUGUUUAAUAAAUAUGAUUUUAAUAAUGCAUUUCAGUUUGAA
Argiope bruennichi is the source of this 2650-nucleotide messenger RNA. Its product is annotated as intracellular coagulation inhibitor 1-like. The transcript has 2 exons. The record is from RefSeq and is a predicted model, not a curated record. NCBI's taxonomy places the organism in Eukaryota, Metazoa, Arthropoda, Arachnida, Araneae, Araneidae. Gene Ontology annotation, molecular function: serine-type endopeptidase inhibitor activity. Bases 474 to 1613 code for a protein of 379 amino acids.